GCUUUCCUGAAUCAUGUGACGGGGUACUUAUAAGUCCCGUCACAUAUUGUCAGUUAUAAAAAUAAAAAAACAUAUUUGGUACUGUCUUUGGUCGAGUUGUGGUGACACACGUGUUGCGGCCAAAGUUUCAGCUUCUGCAAGUAGCUAGCUGCGCCGAAAUGGCAGGAGGUGUGAGGAAAAAGUCGUCCCCUGGUCCACGGUCUAGAGUGUGGGCGCCACUUCGUACACUAUGGCAGGAGAAACAUUUGAUCGUAUUCAAGGCAGAGUACACAAUACUAGUCGCCUCUGUUCUGUGGUUCCUGGAGAUCGGAAUAAACAUAUGGGUCAUCCAAAAAGUAGCAUACACAGAGAUUGACUGGAAGGCGUAUAUGGAUGAGGUAGAGGGAGUCAUCAACGGCACCUACGACUACACCCAGCUCAAAGGAGGCACAGGCCCUCUAGUAUACCCAGCAGGAUUUGUGUACACCUUCACAGCGCUGUAUUACAUCACCAACCACGGGGUGAAUAUUCGCCUGGCCCAGUACCUGUUUGCUGUUUUCUACCUGCUCACCCUGCUGCUCGUCUUCAGGAUCUACCACCGCACCAAGAAGGUUCCUCCCUACGUAUUCUUCUUUGUGUGCUGUGCCUCCUACCGGAUCCACUCCAUCUUCGUCCUGCGUCUUUUCAACGACCCUGUAGCCAUGAUGAUGUUGUUCGGGGCUGUCAAUCUGUUCCUGGACGGCCGCUGGACUCUGGGCUGUGGCCUCUACAGUUUAGCAGUGUCUGUGAAGAUGAACGUGCUCCUGUUUGCCCCGGGCCUCCUCUUCCUCCUGCUGUCUGAGUUUGGCCUGAUGAGGGCCAUACCCAAGCUCUCUCUCUGUGCUGCCAUCCAGAUGUUGUUGGGCCUACCCUUCCUGAUGGAGAAUCCCAUUGGCUAUAUGACCCGGGCCUUUGACUUGGGUCGUCAGUUUAUGUUCAAGUGGACAGUGAACUGGCGCUUCCUGCCUGAGUGGCUUUUCCUAAGUCGCUACUUCCAUCUGGUGCUCCUGGCUGCCCACCUGCUAGCCCUGCUACUGUUUGCCCUGCGCCGCUGGAAGAGGCCUGGAGAGAGCAUCAUGGAACUGCUGAAGGAGCCAGGCAAGCGAGUGAUCCCUGCCCAGAAACUCACCUCAGAUCAGAUGGUGCUGAUCCUCUUCACGUCUAACUUCAUCGGCAUGUGCUUCAGCCGCUCGCUGCACUACCAGUUCUACGUCUGGUACUUCCACACCCUGCCUUUCCUUCUCUGGAGCGGAGAAGUCAAGAAGCUGGCUCACCUACUCAGGGUUUUGAUCCUCGGCCUGGUGGAGCUGUCGUGGAACACCUACCCUUCUACUACACACAGUUCAGCAGCCCUCCAUGUCUGUCAUCUCAUCAUGCUGCUCUCCCUGUGGUUCGCCCCCAGGGUAGAGGAGAAGACCAAGAGCAAGUGAGCUUUUCCCCUAGGAGACCCUCCCGUCGUGGGGGUCUGGUCGACCAUCUCCACCCUGCUCUCACCCCAGGCUGGUUAUCACCCUUCACCCUGUCUUGCCCAUCUCGCUGUAGCUCUGUGCUAAUGUAUAGCGUAACGUACAGGUGGGAGAAGGUACAGCGUGAGACUGCAUGUGGAAGGCACAUGCAGGUUCGUGGGGUGGGAGGAGGACUGAAAACAAUUAGGAUUCUCAGGUUAAAGAAUUAAAUCUAAUUUAGGUCUAGGUCUAAUCUAGUGUGGGAGUCUCGUGAGGAGAAAUGCUGAAUGCUUUGCUGUGUUGUCGAUAAGACAUCUUAAGUAAGGGUCUCUUACUACCAGUAUGUAUUUUUUAUGGAGAAACUGCCAUUAGCCCAUGAUUUGUCCUGUUAAGUAUUGUCACUGGUCUUGGUGAUAGUAGAGAAUAGUCAAACUGUUAGUACAGUAGUUCCUCAUCCUGGCAAUCAGCUGGUCUGAACUUCUGUUACUGGACUAUUUGUUGAUGUAAAUAUCCUGGUUCGCUGUAGCUCAGUUGGUAGAGCAUGGCGCUUGUAAUGCCAGGAUAGUGGGUUCGAUUCCAGUUCGAUUCGAUUUUUUAAAAUUUUUAUGUAUGCAUGACUCAGUUCUUUUGGAUGAAAGCAUCUGCUAAAUGGCAUAUCAUAUUAAAGAUGGUUUCCAUGUUUUUUUUAAAUGAGGCUUUAAAUUGAACCAUCCUCUGCAAUAAGCUUUUGGUACCACCCAUUGGGCACAAUAGGAAUGACGUAGCCUAGCUACCACAAGGCUUACUAUAGGCUAAUACAUAAUAAAUGGCAUUUCAUAUAACAAUAUGACCAUGCAAAACUAAGCUGUUGACAAUCAAGGGUAUCUAUCGAUUUGUUAAAAUGUUCUAGUAGUUUGGUUUUCAGUGUGGUGUGCAGUAGACUAAAUAGAAGGCCAGUUUCCCGCACCUAGAUUACGCCUACCCCUUGUCGAAACACGCACUGAAGUUAUUUUAGUCUAAGAAUAGAGGUAGUUCAGCGAGCUAAUGUUGAUAUUUUGUUGAACUGUCCCUUUUAAUAUGAAUACCGAACUGUACCUUUUAAGUUUGAGCUCUUUUAAUGUGCUGCCAUAGAUUAUGUUUAGCGUAGUUUAAUGCUCAUAUUUGUUUGCUGAUAUACAGUUGAAGUCAGAAGUUUACAUACACUUAGGUUGGAGUCAUUAAAACUCGUUUUUCAACCACUCCACACAUUUCUUGUUAACAAACUUGGU
Salvelinus namaycush (lake trout) is the source of this 2710-nucleotide messenger RNA. Its product is annotated as dol-P-Man:Man(5)GlcNAc(2)-PP-Dol alpha-1,3-mannosyltransferase-like. Gene Ontology annotation, cellular component: endoplasmic reticulum. The record is from RefSeq and is a predicted model, not a curated record. NCBI's taxonomy places the organism in Eukaryota, Metazoa, Chordata, Actinopteri, Salmoniformes, Salmonidae. The transcript is spliced from 9 exons. Gene Ontology annotation, molecular function: dol-P-Man:Man(5)GlcNAc(2)-PP-Dol alpha-1,3-mannosyltransferase activity. The coding region runs from base 159 to 1448 and encodes 429 amino acids.